AUGGAGACUACGAUCAUGGGAGAUUUUGGUAGCGUGGCGGAUGAUGGAUUCAUUCAUGUAGUAGACACAGUUCUUGUGGAGAUGAAAGCAGUAAUGGCCUGGGGCUUCGUCGGGUCCCUUUGUCGCCAGCAGUUCCACAAUGUGCUUCAGAGGAGCUCCAUGACUAGAUACCAAGUCCUCUUCUUCCUCUCUCUGAUAGCAUUUGUAUUGUUGGGUUCUUCCUCGGCAAUCCCAAGGAAGAACGUGGGGAUAUAUGAGCUCAAGAAAGGAAACUUCUCUGUUAAGAUUACGAACUGGGGUGCCACAGUCCUCUCGGUCAUCCUUCCAGAUUCCAAAGGAAAUUUAGCUGAUGUUGUUCUUGGUUAUGAAGGGCUUCGUCCAUACAUUAAUGGGAAUACUUAUUUUGGUGCAUUGGUAGGGAGGGUUGCUGGCAGAAUUUCAGGGGCUCGAUUCGUUCUAAAUGGAACUGCAUAUAGGUUAUAUCCUAACGAAGGAAAAAACAGCCUUCAUGGUGGGCAUAGAGGGUUCAGCUUUGUCAUCUGGACAAUCAAGGAGAAGGUUGAUGGUGAAUUCCCCUACAUAAAGUUGUAUUACUACAGUUUUAACAAAGAACAAGGUUUUCCUGGCGAUCUAGAUGUCUAUGUGACCUACAAGAUCUCUGGUGAUUAUGAACUGAGUAUCACAAUGGAAGCCAAGCCAAAGACAAAAGCCACACCAGUAAAUCUUCUCCAGCAUUCCUACUGGAACCUCGGUGGCCAUAGCUCCGGCACAAUCUUAUCAAAUACCGUCCAGAUCUUUGCCUCCUAUCUUAUUCAAGUAGACAAUCAGAGCAUCCCGACAGGAACUAUCUCUUCAGUCUCUGAUAGCCCUUUCGACUUUCGCAAACCAAACAUCAUCAAAAGUCGAAUCAAACAUGUCAAGAAUGGCUACAACACUAACUAUGUUGUUGAUGGCCAUGGAAUGAGGAAAGUUGCAGUUGUAGAGGAUGGUCGGUCAGGCCGGGCAAUGGAGCUUUGGGCAAAUCAGCCUGGAGUUCAGUUUUACACUGCAUAUUAUGUGAAUGAUGUUGAAGGCAAAGGAGGGGUGAUAUAUAAGAGAUAUGCAGGUCUAUGCAUGGCUUCACAAGGGUUUCCUGAUGCUGUGAACCAUCCUCAAUUCCCUUCACAGAUUGUGAAGCCUGGAGAGGUUUACAAACAUGACAUGUUGUUCAAGUUUUCAUUUUAGCGUGAAGAAAAGGAUUGGGUAAGGUGUAUUAUCUUCAAUUGCUGCUUUUAGCUUGGCGUUCAAAGUAAGUACCUAUGGAA
Molecule: messenger RNA, 1304 nt
Organism: Dendrobium catenatum
Lineage: Eukaryota; Viridiplantae; Streptophyta; Magnoliopsida; Asparagales; Orchidaceae
Product: aldose 1-epimerase-like
Exons: 6
Coding region: 1-1224 (407 amino acids)
Biological process (GO): beta-D-galactose catabolic process via UDP-galactose, Leloir pathway; glucose metabolic process
Molecular function (GO): carbohydrate binding; aldose 1-epimerase activity
Source: RefSeq, a predicted model, not a curated record